GUAUCCAGAGAUAAAAUCUUUGAUGAAACCAGAUCACAACCUGAUAUGGAUUACAAUCAUGAUGGUUUUCACACAACUGGUUGCCUUUUACUUAGUGAGAGACUUGGACUGGAAAUGGGUCAUGUUUUGGGCCUAUGCCUUUGGCAGCUGCGUUAACCACUCCACGACUCUAGCUAUCCAUGAGGUGUCCCACAAUAGUGCCUUUGGCCAAUCCAAAUCCAUGUGGAAUCGCUGGUUUGGAAUGUUUGCUAAUCUUCCUAUCGGGGUUCCAUAUUCCAUUUCCUUUAAGAGGUAUCACAUGGAUCAUCACCGGUACCUGGGAGCUGACGGCAUUGACGUGGAUAUUCCUACCGAUUUUGAGGGCUGGUUCUUCUGUACCACCUUCAGAAAGUUGAUGUGGGUUAUUCUCCAGCCCCUCUUUUAUGCUUUUCGACCUCUGUUCAUCAACCCCAAACCGAUCACUUACCUAGAAAUUAUCAAUACCUUGACCCAGAUUGCUUUUGACAUUAUAAUUUACUACUUUUUGGGAAUUAAAUCUUUAGUCUACAUGUUGGCAGCAUCCUUACUUGGUCUGGGCUUGCACCCGAUUUCUGGACAUUUUAUAGCUGAACAUUACAUGUUCUUAAAGGGACACGAAACUUACUCAUAUUAUGGGCCUCUGAAUUUGCUUACCUUCAAUGUGGGUUAUCAUAAUGAACAUCAUGACUUCCCCAGCAUUCCUGGAAAGAGCCUUCCACUGGUGAGGAAAAUAGCCGCUGAAUACUAUGACAACCUUCCCCACUAUAAUUCCUGGAUAAAAGUACUCUAUGAUUUUGUGGUGGAUGAUACAAUAAGUCCCUACUCAAGAGUGAAGAGGCAUCAGAAAGGGCAAGUGGUGCUGGAAUAAAUAUCAUCCCAAGGAACUCCUCCCCGAAACUUUGACGUAGGCGAGAAAGUGGAAUCUUUGCCUGUCCCUAAGCUUCUAAGACCGGAGAUGCUCAGAAGCUGCCUGGAGUAUCCAAGUGGGAGCUCAUGGUAUCAGAAAGUUAACUUGGCUCUCCGCGGUCAGCCUGUCCCUGUAGUGCUCAGCUUAACUCACAGCAAACUUGUGUGGUCGUCAUUAAGGAAGUUUCCCCGUGUCUGUCAUUUCGUAAGCUAUUGUAAGAAAGCCUUUACAAAGCAACUUCUAGCUCAUUUAUUUUCACUAUAAAGUUGUACUUUAUUCAAAUAGCUAAUAAACUGGGCUAUUAAUCACAAUA
Carlito syrichta (Philippine tarsier) is the source of this 1238-nucleotide messenger RNA. RefSeq names its product delta 4-desaturase, sphingolipid 1 (gene DEGS1). The record is from RefSeq and is a predicted model, not a curated record. Lineage: Eukaryota; Metazoa; Chordata; Mammalia; Primates; Tarsiidae. Gene Ontology annotation, molecular function: sphingolipid delta-4 desaturase activity. Gene Ontology annotation, biological process: ceramide biosynthetic process. The transcript has 2 exons. Gene Ontology annotation, cellular component: membrane. Bases 23 to 886 code for a protein of 287 amino acids.